Beauveria bassiana ARSEF 2860 is the source of this 3153-nucleotide messenger RNA. RefSeq lists its product as uncharacterized. The transcript is spliced from 7 exons. NCBI's taxonomy places the organism in Eukaryota, Fungi, Ascomycota, Sordariomycetes, Hypocreales, Cordycipitaceae. The coding region runs from base 1 to 3153 and encodes 1050 amino acids. Gene Ontology annotation, cellular component: membrane. The record is from RefSeq and is a predicted model, not a curated record. Gene Ontology annotation, molecular function: magnesium ion binding; magnesium ion transmembrane transporter activity; cobalt ion transmembrane transporter activity. Gene Ontology annotation, biological process: metal ion transport; transmembrane transport.
AUGGCAACUCCCCUCAUAGCGAGGGUAGAGCCCCGACCUGCUGUUUUUGCGGAAGAAGUUCCUCUGUACGCGUCCAGGUUCAGGACCAGCCCUUCACCCCCUGGCAUACAGGAGCCUCGCCAAAUAUUCGUGGAGCGUUCAAAUAGACAGGACAGAAAGCAUCGAGCAGCGGAGAAGCGGUCCGCAUCUGUAUCCCCAGAGUCGGAAGCAAGCGAUGUCGAAGAUCGUGCUCGUGGCAGGUCCCCCAGUCCUCCUGCCCGCGUGAGAACAAGGACUCGCUCGUGGAGUAGAUCACCAUCUGUGCGAGCCAUAUACCCGUUUACUCGGGAAGCGAUAGAUUGGGAAAACUACGAAGACUUUAGCUUCGAUUGCAAAUCCGAGGCGCCCAAGAACAGCGACUCCCUAAGUUUUGAUACCUCGUCUGCUGACCCGGACACUUCACCAGUCGAUGCAAAUCGAUUGAUGGAUGACUCGAGAGUCAAACAAAUUUAUUAUUCACGCUACACAGGAGAUGCAGAAACGGGAGGUAGCCACACAGCUCAGCUCACCGAGAUACACAAUGGCAGUGGCGAGCUCUUCAAAUGGCUACAUAUACAACAAGAGGUCAUGAAUUUUGACGAGUUCUGGGCUGAAAUCCCACGUCGAGUCCAUGUGUCAGACAUGGAGAGACGGGCUACGAAUCGACUUCGCGCUGAUGUCACCCGUCUGUGUGUAAAAACGCGAUUCAAUCCCAAGGGUGUUAACGUUGGCUACCUGGAGCCUCAAUUUUUGCAAACACCACUUGAGCCCCCAAAGAAGAAGUUCGACCUAGAUCGAGACGAGCCCCCACCGACCAUGGCCAGAUGGCUUUGUAUGCCAUUCUUUAUACUGAAGCAGUACUCUGGACUCUUAGCAGGCUCCAGUAUGGCUUCAUUUCCUUCUCAGACACUGCUACAAUCCCAGUACUCGAGGACUACAGAACAGAGGGAUAUGCAGCAAGCAGUGUGCGAGCUGGGCAUUGCAAGCAAAGGAGAAUGCUUUCAUAUUGAGCAGCUGUGGUGCUUGAUGAUCGGCGACAGUCUACUUGUUACUUGCGGCAGUAUGUCACGAUCGAAGCUCGAGGGCAAUGUGAUCAAGCUUACGUCUGAACCGUCUCGUGCAUUAUCGGUUGCUUCGGCACCAGGACGAAUACUGGUCAGGCAUGGGAGCUCCCUGACCUGGAGCUUCAGCCCCGAGCAGUGUCCCACGUGGUUUGAUUUUAUUGCCCACUUUACGGCAUUUUGGCCUAUGAUGUUGGAAUUCAAAAAGGAAGAUACUGUCUUGUAUGCCCGAGAUUGGCCAAAGCUUCUCAGAUUUCUGAGUACCAAGCGUCACAAGAAUGUGGUGCUGACUCUGACGGCGGAUCGUGAAAGAUCUGUAGCAUCUCGUGCUCUUCCAACUGCAGAGGAGGAGGCCGCAAAAGUAAGCGCCACUACCAGUGACACACUGCUGCACACUUUGGCCCUCAUUGUUCAAAGCAGCGAAGGAGAGGAGAAACCACCUGUGAUACAAUCUGAGCUGAGACUGCAGCUGGAAGCAGCUGAUAAGUUCUUGCUGGAGCAGCCAGCAUACGCCACGCAAGCCGCUUACAGCAGCUGCACGGACAUUACGCACAAGGCAGUACUAGAAAAGCUGAAACUGCAGGGUGUGAAAGUUGAGGACGAAAAGGAUGAUGUCCGGAAGCGUGAGUACGAAGAUGGGAUAGAGCUGUUCAACAUUGCCGAGUAUCUAUUUCAACUCUUCCUCCCACUGGACUGCAAUGGUCCCACGACAGGCAAGUUUUGGGGUGCUGUUUUGGACUUGGCUAGCGGUGCUAGAAGCGCGCAUGGCAAAACGACCGAAGAUGCACCCCCGCGACGCGGACGGCGCGAUUUGCAAGCACACCAGGAAACUAUUUUGAGGUCCCUACGCUUGAUGUUCCCCAAGAUUAAAGCUUUUCAAGCCAUCAUGUCGCAUGUACCUAGUCAGUACCGCCUCAAACUAGAGGCACCGCGGCAGUUUGUCACUGCUUGGCUCCAUAUAGUCAGCGGUCUGGUCUUGUGUCGGGCCGGAGACGCCGCAUGGGAGUCACACUUUUCAAUUGCCGAAAGAAGACUGUUGAGUGAUGGAAUGGACACGAUGAUCCAGGCGCUUCCAGCCCACGACUUACUCGACAGCGUCGUUUUGCAACCUUUUGAGAUUGCUUGUCUGGCAGUGCUCGAGCUGAUGCAGGACCGCGCGUCACAGCCCGACGACAUUAACGAGACGUACUCGCAGUAUCUGGCAUCUUUGGACAACGAUAUUACCACGAAGCCGUCUGAUAGAUCGUAUCAACAUCGAAUCGACCUUGUCAGGCGAGAGCUCUCGGCGGUGCGAAGGACGGUGACGCGUCAGCGACACAUCAUUGCAACUAUGAAGCAAACAAUGUACCGAAACGCGAUGAAUGACUUCUUCCGAGGCGUGGACGAUGAUGCUUAUAUUCCUCGUGCCAGGUAUGCUCACCAUAUCAGAGGCACACGCAACGAGUACUACGCGGAAGGCCGAAAGGAAGAAGAGCACACUAGCUUUGAUGCGACUCUGAAAGUGUCUCCUACAGACAAGAAUGGCUUCCGGGGUCUGCUCUUGACGGAAAACUCGAGACAACUGGACCAGCGCGACUUUGAGUUUCGACGAUACGUGGAAUACGUCGAUGAUCUGGAACGGACUAUUGCCUUCAAGAUGAACUGGACCAAGGAUCGACAGGAGAAUGCCGUAUAUGCAUUCACCAUUGUCACCAUCAUUUUUCUGCCGUUGAGCGCGGUCGCUAGCGUCUUUGGUAUGAACACGUCGGAUGUUCGGGACAUGGACUAUAGUCAAUGGCUGUUUUGGGUGGUGGCACUGCCGGUGACCAUCUUGGUGAUUGUCGUCGGGCUCUGGUGGAUGAAUGAGCUCGGCAACGUGGUGCGGUGGCUCAGCGGACGGCAGCCGGACGUAGGCGGCUCUGUCAUGACGGGAUACGGAGGCGCCACGGCAGAGCCGGUAGAGGUUCGAUACUAUUCGGACGUGGAAGAGGAUAAGCCCCAGCGCUACAGUAGGAGGCAGACUUUUACGGAGGACGCAUUCAGCCCGUAUGAUGAUGGGCGAUGGGCAAGGCGGCGACGAGGACGAAGGACAUGA